AUGAGCAGCUCGAGUAGUAAUGAUCCACGACGCGUUUCGCUAUUCAAUCGUUGGGCUUCGAAACAAAACGAGCCAAUUUCGGGAUUCGAGGGAUUAAAUGAGGAGGAGAUUAUGGAAUAUAAAGAAGCUUUCCGGCUAUUUGACAAGGUUUUUUUAUUGAUAUUUUUUUAUUGACAAAAAACUUUUUCCUAGAAUUGGGUAGAUAGAAAAUGAGAAGAGUUUUGAAUAAGAUUGGGAUAUUUCGAUUUUUUCGACACUAAAUAAGCGUUAGACUUAGAUCAGAUCUGAUGUCUAAAGUCUAACCGAAGCCUAUGCUUCCGUAAUGUCAAAAAACGUCGGAAUUCCGCCUGAUUAUAGAGUUCUAACAGGAUUUAUUCAGAUCUUACCUAAGUGUAUGAGGUCGAAAACAAUAAAUCCUAAUAUAGAUAAGUUUUGUUCAAGCCUAGCUUAAGCUAAAUCUCCAUGUAUCCGUCUUCGAAAAACCAAGUUCCUCAUUCAAUUUUCUGCAGGACGGAAACGGUUCAAUUUCCUCGAAAGAAUUGGGCGUCGCAAUGCGUUCACUCGGCCAAAAUCCAACCGAGCAAGAAUUAUUGGAUAUGGUUAAUGAGGUGGAUAUUGAUGGAAGUGGAACGAUUGAUUUCGGCGAAUUUUGUCAAAUGAUGAAACGGAUGAAUAAGGUUGGAAAUAGUUAGUUCAUGGCUCAUAAAAUAGCCGAGUUUAUGAGGGCAAAAACGAAAACAAUACAAAGAGAGCAUUUAUGAGGGAAAUACUGUUCGCUUUUUUUUGAGAGAGACCAGAAGCUUGUGUGGAACCGAAAAACGUCAUAAUUAGUUUUUUCUCUAUUUUUUCGAGCAAAAAAUAAUAACAAUAUUUUACGAAUAUGAUUAUUGUUAUUAUUUUCUGUUCUCUCUUUUAUUGAGAAAAUUAGGGUUCGAUGGGCUCAAAAAAAUGAAGAGAGAGAGAUACUUCAGUUCCAUGAAUCGCAUAAAUCAAUUGCGGAAAUUUGAGUUUAGAAAUCAAGUUAAAUUUUAAUAACUCUGGAAAUUGCAUAAUGUCACAACGACUUCAUUAUCUAUAUUAGAGACCAAAAAAAAAAUUCUAGGCUUCGAGGUUCAGAACUUAAGCAGUGAUAAAUGUAUGACAAAUCCUAAGUUUGACUGAAAAACUGGAACAUUCAAUAGAUGUGCGUUGAGAGUUAUUAUGAUUAGAUAAUACUGUUUCUAUGUCAAGUAGCUCAAAUUCUAAUUUUGCAGGAAAACGACAGCGAAAUGAUUCGCGAAGCAUUUCGUGUCUUUGAUCGUGACGGAAAUGGCUACAUUACAGCUGAAGAGUUCCGUUAUUUUAUGACACAUAUGGGCGAACAAUUCAGUGAUCAAGAAGUUGAUGAGAUUAUCGCUGAGAUUGAUAUUGAUGGUGAUGGACAAAUCGACUAUGAGGAAUUCGCAUCAACGUUUUCACAGUAG
Molecule: messenger RNA, 1463 nt
Organism: Caenorhabditis angaria
Lineage: Eukaryota; Metazoa; Nematoda; Chromadorea; Rhabditida; Rhabditidae
Source: the annotation of a GenBank genome assembly